AUGGAUGCUGGCAAAGUGACUGCAGAGCAGAGGGCGAGAAUCCAGCUAAAGCGUGAGCAGGCUUUGGCCCGCCAAAGCGCCAGGAGUGCUGUUUCAGCCGGUGAAGCUGCAGCCAAGCUGACUGUGGAACAAAGGGAAAGGGCCCAGCGGAGUCGUGAAACGGCUCUGGCGCGAAAAGCUGCCAAGCUUGCUGCAACAAGGCUUGAAAGUUCAUGCCAGAGCUGGGGGCAGCUAGCGACCGUGCCUUCGGCAAACCCGGCCGAAAAUAUCGCCUUGACUGAGGACCAGACAUCAGAAGCGCCUGCACCAGCUGCCGCAAAUGCUGCCAAUAUUACCUUGACUACGCAUCUGACGACGUCAGACGCGACCGUGCCAGCAGCCGUGGCAAACCGCCACAGCAUCACCCUGAUUAAGGAUCUGACAACGACGGGGGCAGGUGCAAGGGCAUGGUCUCUGAAAGUCGAGGUUGUCCGCAAGGAUCAGGAGCUGAAGUCGACCAGAGAUGGCGGCAAGUGGUUCUCAGCCCAGCUACGGGACAAGACUGGAGAGGUCCGCGCAGCCUUCUUUCAACAAGCAGCAGUCGAGGGUUUCGAGGAGCUAGAGCAAGGCCAUGUCUUCCAGAUCUCAGGAGGGGUGGCGAAGGCAGCAGCAUCCCCCAAUUCUGGAGUUCAGCUCACUUUCAACAGGCUCACUCUGAAUGCGGCCUCCUUCAGCGCCGAGGAGCUGGAGGAUCCAUUUGCCUGGACCUUUGUCACCUUUGGCCUUUCGGUUAUUCCAAGGAAGAGCAGCAUGUCCUGGAACUUGGCACCCGUGAAGCGAAGCGCAGAAGAGCCACGUUGUUGGGCGAAGAUGGCGAGACGCCGAGAUAGUGACAUCGAUCACAUGCUGACCACGGUCUCUUCGACUCGAAUUCGCUCGCUAGAAAGAGGCUCCACUUCGGCUACGGCGGAGCUGCACAGCGAGCUUUGCAG
Symbiodinium sp. CCMP2456 is the source of this 971-nucleotide messenger RNA. Lineage: Eukaryota; Dinophyceae; Suessiales; Symbiodiniaceae. The record is from the annotation of a GenBank genome assembly.